AUGGCUGCGACAGAGGCUCCUCCGAGGGGAAAGCAGCGCGGUGUUGUGAGGUUGGCUCUGGUCACGUCUCUGGUCACGUCUCUGCUCACCUGCUGCGUCAGGUGCGAUAAACCCAGUAACAUCGUGCUCAUUUUGACCGAUGAUCAGGAUGUCACGCUGGGAGGAAUGAACCCGAUGACCCAAACAAAAGCUCUAAUAGGAGAAGCUGGAGCAACAUUUGUCAAUUCCUUCACUGUGACGCCUCUUUGCUGUCCGAGCCGUAGCAGUAUUUUGUCUGGACAGUACCCACACAACCAUGCGGUGAGGAAUAAUUCACUGUCCGGAAACUGCUCCAGUGAACAGUGGCAAAAAGGGCCCGAGUCUGUGGCCUUCCCCUUCUACCUCAGCAAACGGAACUACCAGACAUUCUUCGCUGGAAAAUAUUUGAACGAGUAUGGGAAAGACGUUGGCCAUGUCCCUCCGGGUUGGGACCAGUGGCACGCAUUGGUCGGAAAUUCCCAAUACUACAACUACACUCUGUCCGUCAACGGCAAAGAAGAAAUUCACGGCGACAACUAUGAAAAGGACUACCUCACCGACCUUAUUAAAAACCGAUCUCUGGCCUUUCUGGACAAUAGGAGUCCUCAGCACCCGUUCUUCCUGAUGCUUUCUCCUCCUGCUCCUCAUUCCCCCUGGACAGCAGCUCCUCAGUACCAGAAGAAGUUUGUAGAUGUCAAAGCUCCUCGAGAUGGCAGUUUUGACAAAUUGGGAAAAGACAAGCACUGGCUGCUGCGUCAGGCCAGCAACCCAAUGUCCAACACCUCACUCAGCUACUUGGAUGAUGCAUAUAGGCGGAGGUGGCAGACGUUGUUAUCUGUGGAUGAAAUGGUGGCGUCACUGGUGAAAAAACUCAAAGACAUACAAGAGCUGAACAACACAUACAUCUUCUACACGUCGGACAACGGCUAUCACACAGGUCAAUUCUCUCUACCGAUCGACAAACGACAGCUGUACGAGUUUGACAUCAGGAUUCCACUCUUAGUUCGUGGUCCAGGCAUCAAACCAAAUAUAACAGUGAAGGCUCCAGUUCUAAACAUAGAUCUUGCCCCGACAAUAAUGGACAUUUCCGGAGUGAAUCUGUCCACGGUGAAUGUGGACGGUCAAUCGUUUCUCUCCCAAAUGGCUCCAUCAUUGCGUAAUGGGACUUCUCGACCAUAUUUCCUUGUGGAAUAUACAGGAGAGGGAAAUCCAAAUACAGAUCCGGCUUGUCCCAAACUCGGACCCGGAUUGUCUAUAUGUUAUCCUGAUUGUGUGUGUGAGGAUUCCUACAACAACACGUACGCCUGCGUCCGGUCCCUCACCUCGGGCCAGGACCUGCAGUACUGCGAGUUUGCAGACAGCGAGUCUUUCGUAGAAGUGUACAACCUAACGGCGGACCCCCACCAACUCGAGAAUAUUUCUAAAAAAAUCGACCCAACCAUUCUGCAAACCAUGAACCAACGACUGAUCAAGCUGCAGUCGUGUGCGAACAAAGGCUGCAGAGACUAUGAAAACAUGAGGUGGGACCAACCACUUCGCUCCCGUUUUAGGAAUCACUGA
Knipowitschia caucasica is the source of this 1578-nucleotide messenger RNA. Lineage: Eukaryota; Metazoa; Chordata; Actinopteri; Gobiiformes; Gobiidae. The record is from the annotation of a GenBank genome assembly.